AUGGCUGCUGCUAAGAAGAAGUCCGUUGGCGACCUCAAGGGUGCGGACCUCAAGGGAAAGAAGGUUCUCAUCCGCUGCGAUCUCAACGUCCCCCUUGAUGGCAAGAAGAUCACCGACGACACCCGCAUCAGGGCCUCCGUCCAGACCUUGAAGUACCUCCUCGACAACGGUGCUCGUGUUGCUGUCUCUUCCCACUUGGGUCGUCCCAAGGAUGGUCCCGAGGACAAGUUCUCCCUCGCCCCCUGCGCCACCCGCCUCGGAGAGUUGCUCGGCAAGGACGUGAAGAUGGCAAAGGACUGCAUCGGUGACGACGUGACCAAGCUCGUCGAUUCCCUCAAGGACGGAGAGAUCUGCCUCCUCGAGAACACCCGCUUCUACAAGCAGGAGGAGAAGAACGACAAGGAGUUCUCCAAGAAGCUCGCCGCUCCCUUCGACAUCUACGUCAACGAUGCCUUCGGUACCGCUCACCGUGCUCACUCCUCCACCGCCGGCGUUACCGAGUUCAUCCCCACCUCCGUGGCUGGCUUCCUCCUCCAGAAGGAGCUCGACUACCUUGAUGGAGCUGUUGCCAACCCCAAGCGCCCCUUCGCUGCCAUCGUCGGAGGCUCCAAGGUUUCCUCCAAGAUCGGAGUGAUCGAGUCUCUCCUCGGCAAGUGCGACAAGCUCGUCAUCGGAGGCGGCAUGGUCUUCACCUUCCUCAAGGCCCGCGGCCUCAACGUCGGCUCCUCCCUCGUCGAGGAGGACAAGCUCGAGCUCGCCAAGUCCCUCGAGAAGAAGGCUGCUGAGAAGGGAGUCAAGUUCAUCCUCCCCACCGACGUCGUCCUUGCCGACAAGUUCGCCGCCGACGCCAACACCAAGGUCGCCAGCGUUUCCGACAUCCCCGACGGCUGGAUGGGUCUUGACAACGGCCCCGAGUCCACCAAGAUGAUCCAGAAGGAGCUUUCUGACUGCAACACCAUCAUCUGGAACGGACCCAUGGGUGUGUUCGAGUUCGAGAAGUUCGCCAAGGGCACCAACGACGUCGCCAAGACCCUCGCUGAGUGCACCAGCAAGGGAGCCAUCACCAUCAUCGGAGGAGGAGACUCCGUCGCUGCCGUGGAGAAGGCCGGGCUCGCCGACAAGAUGUCCCACAUCUCCACUGGUGGAGGAGCCUCGCUCGAGCUCCUCGAGGGCCUCGUCCUCCCCGGCGUUGCCGCCCUCACCGAUGCCUAA
This is a messenger RNA of Guillardia theta CCMP2712, 1212 nucleotides long. RefSeq lists its product as hypothetical. The coding region runs from base 1 to 1212 and encodes 403 amino acids. Gene Ontology annotation, molecular function: phosphoglycerate kinase activity; ATP binding; ADP binding. Gene Ontology annotation, biological process: glycolytic process; gluconeogenesis. Lineage: Eukaryota; Cryptophyceae; Pyrenomonadales; Geminigeraceae. Gene Ontology annotation, cellular component: cytosol. The record is from RefSeq and is a predicted model, not a curated record. The transcript is spliced from 6 exons.